CCGGUGGCCAGACCCAUUCGUCGUAUACCACUACCACUUGAAGCUAAAGUCCGAAUCGAAUUAGAACGACUAGUCAAUAUGGGAGUACUUCAACCUGUCGAAUCGUCGAAACUGAUUUCCUGGUGUACACCAAUCGUUAUCGUUCGUAAACAAAACGAGGAAAUACGUAUUUGUGGCGAUUUUAAAACCACUUUGAAUGAAGUUAUACCUCGAGAUCAUUACACUAUUCCCUCUCUCGAUUCGUUAUUGGUUAAACUAUCUGGUAGUAGCCUUUUUUCGGUUAUUGAUUUAAAGGACGCCUUUAAUCAAAUACCUAUUGAGGAAGACUCACAAUCAUUGUUAACAAUCGGUACUCCUUAUGGUUAUUAUAAAUAUACUAGAUUGCCUUUUGGGUUAUCUGUCGCUCCGAAUUUAUUUCAAAGGGUCAUGGAUGAUUUAUUACGAGAUAUUCCGAAUGUAGCCGUGUACUUGGAUGACAUAAUCGUAUUGGAACGACUCAACAAAGCAGGGUUUUGUAUCAAAGAACAGAAAUUAACUCUCGCCAAAUCUGAAAUUCGUUAUUUGGGAAUGGUAUUAGACCGUAAGGGACUACGUCCUGACGGCGAUAAGUUAAAAUGUAUUCGUAACAUGCCAAAACCGACGAAUGUCAAACAAUUAAAAUCUUUUCUAGUGCGUUGGGCAUGGAAAUUAUCGGCGUAUGAUUACGAUAUAGAGUAUCGUUCGGGAUCUACCAAUAUAGUAGCUGACGCGUUAUCACGUUUGCCAGUUAACGACUUUUCAAGCGAUCAUGACGACAAAGUCAUUGCUUCUCUCCUGACAGCCGAUUUAUCAAAAUUUAAAAUACAAAAACAGGAACUAAUACAGGAGACGUCAAAGGAUUACAUCUUAAGCCGCAUUUUGGUGUAUGUUCAAAACGGCUGGCCUACAAUUUGUACAGAUCCUUCUUUAGUACCAUAUUUUCAGCGAAGAACCGAAAUACAACUGGUAGAUGGACUCCUUUUAUUUAAUGGCAGACUCAUUAUUCCGAGUUGUUUACGCGAGCGUACGUUAAAAACAUUUCAUGAAGGCCACCUGGGCACGAAUUCGAUGAAAUCGUGGAUUCGUUAUUACACUUACUGGCCUAAAAUUGACGAAGAUGUUGUCCGUUUUAUUAAACUCUGUGCACCGUGUCAACGUCAUAGGAAUGCGAUACCCGAAGUCCAAUUAUCACCCUGGUAUCCGGACGUUGAAAAAGGUGAAAGAAUCAGCAUCGAUAUUGCUGGUCCGAUGGACGAUAAAAAAUUUUGGGUCGUCAUUGUAGAUGCACACACCAAAUGGGCGGAAAUCCAGUCUGUUUCUUCGGUAACGUCGACAAGAAUAAUUAGAAUCUUACGCGCUUAUUUCGUACGAUUUGGUUACGCCCGUGAAGUUCUCUCAGAUAACGGUCCACAGUUUAGAAGUCUUGAAUUUAAACAAUUUUUAGAACGUUAUGGUAUUACCCAUAUUAAAGCCACUCCUUAUCACCCAAGAACAAAUGGAGGGGUAGAAAGGGCGAUACAAACCUUCAAACGACGUUAUUAUGCCGCUCGGGAAGAAGGAUUGUCACCUGAAGAUGCAUUAGCAGACGUAAUUUUCGAUUAUCGGAAUUCGGUGCAUUCAGCGACAAACUUAUUGCCAGCUAAUCUAAUGUUUGGUCGUAAUUUAAAAUGUA
Messenger RNA from Acanthocheilonema viteae, 1690 nucleotides. The record is from the annotation of a GenBank genome assembly. Lineage: Eukaryota; Metazoa; Nematoda; Chromadorea; Rhabditida; Onchocercidae.